AUGGUCAAGUUUGGCCAUCGAGGUCAGUUGACUUCUACACGGUCACGUGUGCUGUUUUCUAACCUCCCAGUGACCACUGGGCGGAGACCCCGUGUUCACCGUGUCACUGACCACCGCGUGCGUGUGUGUAGCACUACCAGCAGUCUGAGUAAUCCACGGAUGAAGGCUGUACUGCUUCUAGCUGUAGCAGCCACUGUAGCUGCUAAAGCAGGCUUUAGUGGUUACGGAUUAGGCGGAUUCGGAGGCGGAUUCGGAGGAGGAUACGGUGGUGGAUUCGGGGGAGGAAUUACUCACUCUGGCGGUGCUUUUGGAGGUGGCGGCUUGUAUGGUGGUGGCGGCUAUGGUGGAGUCUUUGGUGGCGGUGUUUACGGAGUGGUGGACCUGAGCUUGGAGUACAGCGAUUACCACUUCUCGUGGCGUCACGACGGAGGUAGGAAGUACGACUGGUAUACUGCUAACUAUUACUGCUCCAAUCUGGGCUACGGUUGGAAGGGCGUGAGUAUAGAGUCAUACCAAGAGGACAAAAUCAUAUCCAACAUCAUCUAUCAAGACAAGGUGAAGUACAUCUGGACGGGUGGUUACCGUGAAGGAUAUGAUUGGGUCUGGCCUUCCGGCUAUCCCUUCUACGGCCUCAACUGGUCGCUCACUGGAGGUGAGGGAUAUCCCCAACCAGACAACCGUGAGGAUGGGAAGGAGUUCUGCCUGGCAGUCCUGAACAACUUCUACAACGACGGCAUCACUUGGCACGACGUGGCUUGCCACCACGAGAAACCCAUCAUCUGUGAGCGUCGCAGAGAUGGUUACUAUGGCUGAAGAACCAUAUGUGUGACAUGUGUGAGUGACGCAUGACAAUAACUCCGGCCUAAGAGAGCCACAUCACUCCUGUCUUCUGAGACGACUGUAUCGGUUCUGGUCACGUCAGAACCCUGUCCUGUCGAGUCACUAGGACAGAACACUGUCCUACCGAUUAACGUCUGUACUCUUUCUUUCGUUUAGAGUUUUAAGAAUCUAUACCAUUACUUUUCUAUGUAAUUUAACUUC
Messenger RNA from Cherax quadricarinatus, 1041 nucleotides. RefSeq lists its product as uncharacterized. NCBI's taxonomy places the organism in Eukaryota, Metazoa, Arthropoda, Malacostraca, Decapoda, Parastacidae. The record is from RefSeq and is a predicted model, not a curated record.